AUGGCAAGGUGGCAAUUGCCCCGAACAGCCGCCCGUGUUCUAUCAAGAUCAGUGUCGCCAAAUUCCUGGAAGGCUGCAGCCUCUAGAGCAGAGCAAGAAGGGCGUGCGCAAGCCGCUGCUGAGAUUGCUUUGCUGCGCAUGAGCAGUGGCAUACCCACGCCACGGCAGGCUCGCCCAACAACACCCGAAGCUGUAAACCCAGAAGGGAAAACUGUUUCUGCGACGGAGCUAGCUUUGCUGAGUUCAAUCUCAACAUCUGCCGGCACAGGAGGUUCUGCGCAGUCCUCACCCCGGCAGAGGAGAGCUGAUGAAGGCAUUGUUCCCAAUCUCCAGCGACAUGAACGACGCGGCCUGCUGGAUGGUGUUCAUGUACAGACGGAGGAUGCGCUUCCAGCAAAGCGGCCCCUGCAUUCGGAUAGUCCCAGGGAGAAGAACAAGUGGUCACCAUGCAAGUGGCCACCUUCCUCUCGAUGGCCUUCCUCACAGCUGCCCCGCAAUGUGAACCAGUGGCCUCUGGCUGGAGAUGAUAAGCCUGCAGGACUAGACACCUGGACCCACAUCCUUUUCACCACCGGGCUACGACGCUCACCAUCUGCGAGCCCGACUAGAGGCCCCACACAGAAUCCAUCUGCGACCUCUGCUUCUUACAAGUCUAGGCACUCCGAUAGGCCCAGCUCUGCCAGACUGGCAAGGAGUGCAAGGAGCGCAAGUGCAUGUGAUGUGAGGAGUUUUAGUCAAGGAAGUUCUCCAAGGACUCCAAGAAGUCCAAGAAAUCCAAGUCAGAGCCGCAAAUUGCACCAGUCAGUGUCGCAGAGCAAGCUACACAAAUCACUCUCUGACCGCGGACCUGGCGUUUCCCGAGAGCGUGCGAUCAAGGCGAGCCAGGCCCAGGCCAGCCAGGGCCCGGCCGGCCAGGGAAGCCUGUCCCGAAGAGAAACUCCUCGAGCAAACAAUCGAAACAGUCGAAACUCUGGAAACAGCCGGCCAAGAGAGCCUCAGAUCUCAAGCCGCGCUCGAAGGACAGCUUCGCGACAAAGAGAGCCUUCGCAACGGCACAAGCCGACUCCGGCUGAUCUGGUGCGAAUGCAAAAAGAACUUCAAUUUCAGAUCGAAAGGGUGAGUAGAGCAUUGGAUGGUGCAUCUGUAUCUCGAGCUACUUCGCAAGCAAAGUCUACCGGACGGAAAGGGAAAGAGCUGAAAGCAAAUGCGCCCAAUUUCCGUUUCUAG
Messenger RNA from Cladocopium goreaui, 1227 nucleotides. The record is from the annotation of a GenBank genome assembly. NCBI's taxonomy places the organism in Eukaryota, Dinophyceae, Suessiales, Symbiodiniaceae.